AUGAACUUAAUCACUCUAAACCCAUUCAUGUUCCUGUGUCCAUGUGACUUGGGCAAGAGUGUAUCAAGAAGCUUAGACAGCAUUAUACCAUCUGCUGUAGCAAUUCACUUCUACAUAUUUUGUCCACAGGGGAGCUAUCCUGGGAAUCACAAGGCAGCCUGCCCCAGUCCUGCUCAGCCAUCUCUACACUCCUCUGACAGAAUGAAUGCCCUCGAUGAUGUCCCCUUCAAGGUGCCCAAUGGCUUUGUGAUAGGCACAGAGCCCCUUCCUGGGCCAGAGCUCAGCGUCCCAGCUUGCAGGGAGCUUCUGCUGGGUUCUAUGCACGACUUCAGCCUGGAGAGGAAGGCGCUCUUCUGGGUAGAGGCUGUCCUCCGGGGACCCUGCCCGUUCCAAUGCGACGCCCCGGGAACGGCGUCAGCGCCUCCCGCCUGGCUGUUGCUGGUCAGUCCCGACCGCGAGCCGGUGCCGAUGCCUGCCGCAGACACGGGCCCUGAGGCUGGACCCCAGCAGCGGCUUGAGGAGGAGGUGGUGGAGGAAGAAAACCAGGACGAGGACCACGACGAAGAAGAAGCCGCCUCCGCCAGCGAGGAAGAGCCACGUCCCUGCAGCCCCCAGCCCGGCCCCCCUGCGAGCCCCGCCCCCCCUGCGAGUCCCGGCCCGGGCCAUCCACGGUGCUCGCUGGACAUGCUGCGCGGCAUGAGGUCGGAGCUAGCCGGAGCGCGGCGGCGGCUCUCCGAGGGCAGGCUGGCCGCCCGCCCCCGCGCCCUCCUGCACCGCAUCCGCCACCGGGCGCUGAGCCUCUGCCCCAGCCCGGCACAGAAUCAGUGCCCCGUGCCGCCCCCGGGCCCCGCGCCCCCACUCCCCAGCACCCCCGCGCCGCCCCCGNUGCCCAGCCAGGUGUCACUUCCAGUAACUGACACAUCCAACCUGUCUGUAUUUCAGUCCCUCAGCCCGUAUACCUGCCUGCCACCUCUUGGGGGGGUGUCUCAGAGUCUCAGCACCUGUAGAGCACACCCUGCUUCUGCUGACCUGCUGUCUGCCCUGAGCCAGGAGGAGCAAGAUCUCAUCGGGCCAGUGGUUGCCCUGGGGUAUCCCCUGCACAGGGCUAUCGGGGCUCUGCAGAAGACAGGGCGACAGAGCCUGAGCCAGUUUCUCAGCUACCUUAGCGCCUGUGAUCGGCUGCUGCGGCAAGGCUAUGAGGAGGGCCUGGUGGAGGAGGCCAUGGAGAUGUUCCAGUUCUCCGAGAGCCAGGCAGGGGAAUUCCUGCGCCUCUGGGAACAGUUCAGUGACAUGGGCUUCCAGCAGGACCGGAUCAAGGAAGUACUGCUGGUCCAUGGCAACCGCCGUGAGCAAGCCCUGGAGGAGCUGGUGGCCUGUGCCCAGUGA
This is a messenger RNA of Puma concolor (puma), 1386 nucleotides long. Lineage: Eukaryota; Metazoa; Chordata; Mammalia; Carnivora; Felidae. The record is from RefSeq and is a predicted model, not a curated record.